CAUCAAUUAAUUUUUGACCAUAAAGAACCAUUUUUGUUGAUAAAAUUUUUUGGUUUACUUCAUUGCACUAUGUAUAAUAAAAACCAUUUUUGCAAAAUCCAAAAUGACAAAAAUAACAAUGAAUGGGUUGAUUGGAUCGAAGAAGCACUUGCUAAAGGAUAUUUUAAAUAUUACGAGAUUGAAACGUUUAAAAAUAUUCAAGUGAUUGGUUCCGGAGCAUUUGGAAAAGUUUAUCGUGCAAAUUGGAAAAAUGUUGAACGUUAUUUAGCGUUGAAAUCUUUUUUUAAUCUUGAUAACAUCACCGUAAAAGAAAUUGUUCAUGAGCUUAAACUACAACGAGAUGUAGAUUUUCAUGGCAAUGUUAUUCGCUUUUAUGGAAUUACAAAAUUGGAGUCAGAAAAUAAAAUCGACCAAACAAUAAAUUAUAUGUUGGUAAUGGAGUACGCAGACGGUGGUACUCUUCGAGAUUAUUUGAAAAAUAAUUUUAAUAGACUUACUUGGACCGAUAAAUAUAAUUUAGCUUAUCAAUUAGCUUGUUCUGUAUCAUGUCUACAUGACGAAGGGAUCGUUCACCGAGACCUGCAUUCCCGUAAUGUGUUAGUUCAUCAGAAUUCUAUCAGAUUGGCGGACUUUGGGUUAUCUAAAAGGAUCGACGAAGCAUCUAGAACACGUUCAAAAUUACUUGGUAUGACUCCCUAUAUUGAUCCAAAAGUAUUAUUGAACAACAAUUUAAAAUUAAAUAAGAAGAGCGAUGUGUAUAGUAUUGGCGUAUUGUUAUGGGAAAUAUCAAGCGGGUACCCACCAUUUCAUUAUGAGCCAAAUCAGGUUAGUUUAAUCUAUGAAAUUUCACAAAAUCGAAGGGAAGAAAUAAUUCCUAAUACUCCAUAUAAUUAUUCUAAUCUCUAUACUGAGUGUUGGAAUGGUGAACCAAUCAAUCGACCAAAUAUACAUGAAGUUGUUAAUAGGCUAAAAUUUAUUUUAAAUUUUAGUAAUAGUAUAACAGCUUGUCAACGGAAUGAUAUGAAUUAUAUGUCUAACCAAACUAAUUCCAGGCUAAGGGAAAUUCUAACUCCUAGUAGUACUAAAAUUUCAUUACAUGGAGAAUUAUCUCAAAUGAUCGAAAAUUUUAAUAAUAUGAAUACAAAUGACAUAGAUAGGAUGACUACAAAUAGACAAAUUAAUGUUAAUAUUUUAUCUGUGCAAUUAAGCAUUGUAGCUAAAGAAAUAGCUGAUCUUAUUUUUAGGGAAAUUAAUGUAAGAAAUAUGGUGAAUGAGAAACAUGUUUUUGAUUGUCUUAGAAAUCAUAAUGUAAAUUCAAGAGAAAUUUUUGAUUGGAUAUUAAAUGAUCAAAACAACCUAAAUUCCAUUUUUUUACUUGGAUAUUUUUUUUAUUGUGGAAUUGAAACAGGUAGGAAUGAGUAUAAAGCAUUUGGUUUAUUUAAUUAUGCGUCGGGACAGGGUCAUUUAUUAGCACAACGUUAUGUUGGAGAAUGUUAUGAAUUUGGAAGAGGAAUUACAAAAAAUGAAGAUGUAGCUUACGAAUAUUAUAAAACAUUGGCUCGUAAGGGUUAUGCAAUGGGACAAUUUAAAUUAGGUUGUUUCUUUGAAUACGGAUUAGUUGUUAGAAAGAAUCUAGAAAUAGCUGCAUAUUGGUAUGAAAAAGCUGCAUAUCAUGGAAAUUUGGUAGCUUCGAAAGCUCUUGGUUAUUUAUAUAUGGUUGGAAAUGGUGUUGAUGAAAAUCAUCAAAAGGCUUUUGAAUUAUUCAAAAAAUCAGCGGAAGGAGAAGAUUUAGAUGGAAUUGUGUUGUUAGGAAAUUGCUAUAGUGAUGGAAUUGGAAUUAGUAUUGAUAAGCCAAAAGCAGCUGCAUUAUAUCAGAAGGCUGCAUGUUUAGGACAUAAGGUAGCUCAAUAUAAUCUUUCUAUAAUUUAUGAUGAAGGAGUCGGUAUUGAAAAAGAUUUAGAUAGAGCGAUUUACUGGUAUAAUCGUUCUAAAGAAGAUGUUUCUUUUGAUGAUGAUAAUCAUUCUUCCGUAUCUUUUUCAUCUAAUUCUAACGAUAAUACUGAUGAUGAUAACGAUAAUUAUGAUGAUGAUGACGGCGAAGAGAGUAACCAUUACCGUAUUCAACGCAACCCCGAAAAUAAGCAACAUGGGCGGAAUUAUGGCAUUUUUUUUGGCCCGCAUUACUAAAUCUUGGCUCGCAUUACGUGCAAAAGUUGUUGCUUAUUUUCGGAUGAAUACGUAUUAUAGAUGCCUCUAAAUUGAUUUUUAGAGCCGAUUCUCAAUUUUCGUUCUAUUAAUGAAUUUGUAUCAUUUGUAUAAAAACAUAAAUUUCAAUUAUUUGAAUUAUUUAUGUAGCAUUGUAUUUUUGUUUA
Messenger RNA from Rhizophagus irregularis DAOM 181602=DAOM 197198, 2372 nucleotides. RefSeq lists its product as uncharacterized. NCBI's taxonomy places the organism in Eukaryota, Fungi, Glomeromycota, Glomeromycetes, Glomerales, Glomeraceae. Gene Ontology annotation, cellular component: cytoplasm. Gene Ontology annotation, biological process: signal transduction; protein phosphorylation. Gene Ontology annotation, molecular function: protein binding; ATP binding; protein kinase activity. The record is from RefSeq and is a predicted model, not a curated record.